This is a messenger RNA of Jaculus jaculus (lesser Egyptian jerboa), 2360 nucleotides long. RefSeq names its product lanosterol 14-alpha demethylase. Gene Ontology annotation, molecular function: iron ion binding; monooxygenase activity; oxidoreductase activity, acting on paired donors, with incorporation or reduction of molecular oxygen. NCBI's taxonomy places the organism in Eukaryota, Metazoa, Chordata, Mammalia, Rodentia, Dipodidae. The coding region runs from base 30 to 1541 and encodes 503 amino acids. The record is from RefSeq and is a predicted model, not a curated record. The transcript is spliced from 10 exons.
GCGGGCUCCCCGGCACCUCGGCGGCCACGAUGGUGCUGCUGGGCGUCCUGCAGGCGGGCAGGUCGGUGCUGGUGCAGGCAGUGGAGCAGGUGACUGGCGGCAGCCUCCUGUCCACGCUGCUCGUCGCCUGCGCCUUUACUCUCAGCCUGGUCUACCUGUUCCGCCUCGCCGUCGGGCACAUGGUGCAGCUGCCCGCCGGGGCGAAAAGUCCACCAUAUAUUUUCUCUCCCAUUCCAUUCCUUGGGCAUGCUAUAGCAUUUGGGAAAAGUCCAAUUGAAUUCCUGGAAAAUGCAUAUGAGAAGUAUGGACCUGUAUUUAGUUUUACCAUGGUGGGCAAGACAUUUACUUACCUUCUGGGAAGUGAUGCAGCUGCACUGCUUUUCAAUAGUAAAAAUGAAGACCUGAAUGCAGAAGAUGUCUAUAGUCGUCUGACCACACCUGUGUUUGGGAAGGGAGUUGCCUAUGAUGUGCCCAAUGCAGUUUUCUUGGAACAGAAGAAAAUAUUAAAAAGUGGCCUCAACAUAGCCCACUUUAAACAGUAUGUUUCUAUAAUUGAAAAAGAAACAAAGGAAUACUUUCAAAGUUGGGGAGAAAGUGGAGAAAAAAAUUUGUUUGAAGCUCUUUCUGAGCUUAUAAUUUUAACAGCUAGCCAUUGUUUGCAUGGAAAGGAGAUCAGAAGUCAGCUCAAUGAGAAGGUGGCCCAGCUGUAUGCGGAUUUGGAUGGGGGCUUUAGCCAUGCAGCUUGGUUGCUGCCAGGUUGGCUGCCUUUGCCUAGUUUCAGACGCAGGGACAGAGCUCAUCGAGAGAUCAAGAACAUAUUUUAUAAGGCAAUCCAGAAACGCAGGCAGUCAGAAGAAAAAAUUGAUGACAUCCUCCAAACUUUACUAGACUCUACAUACAAGGACGGGCGUCCUCUGACAGAUGAUGAAAUAGCAGGGAUGCUCAUUGGGCUGCUCCUCGCAGGGCAGCACACGUCCUCAACCACCAGCGCCUGGAUGGGCUUCUUUCUGUCCAAAGACAAAACACUUCAAGAAAAAUGUUACUUAGAACAGAAAAUUGUCUGUGGAGAGGAGUUGCCUCCUUUAACUUAUGAACAGCUCAAGGAUCUAAAUUUACUUGAUCGCUGCAUAAAGGAAACAUUAAGACUUAGACCUCCUAUAAUGACCAUGAUGAGAAUGGCCAGAACUCCUCAGACUGUGGCUGGGUAUACCAUUCCUCCAGGACAUCAGGUGUGUGUUUCUCCCACUGUCAAUCAAAGACUUAGAGACUCAUGGGUGGAACGUCUAGACUUUAACCCUGAUCGUUACUUACAUGAUAAUCCAGCAUCAGGAGAGAAGUUUGCCUAUGUGCCUUUUGGAGCUGGGCGCCAUCGUUGUAUUGGGGAAAAUUUUGCUUAUGUUCAAAUUAAGACACUUUGGUCCACUAUGCUUCGUUUAUAUGAGUUUGAUCUCAUCAAUGGAUAUUUUCCCACUGUAAAUUAUACAACUAUGAUUCAUACUCCUGAAAACCCAAUAAUCCAUUAUAAGCGAAGAUCAAAAUGAAACAGGCUACAAGGAGCCAAUGUGCGAUUCAUCACUGUCACCUGCAAAGCAUUGGAAGAGAAUGAAGUUUUGUGAAAUAACUUUCAUUGUGAAUAGUUUCUUGAGUGAAAUUUUAAAAGCCAGUUUGAGUUUAAUAUUAACUGAAUGAUUAUCAAAUCUGAUGGCAUUUGAAACAGUUUGUAAUAGCUUUGAUACUAUAUGUACUUCAUAGAAACCAAGUUUAUGAGUAAAACAAUCACAGAGGAGGGGAUAUAGGUUAUUGGCAGAGCCUAUAUAAUAUCCAGGUGUUAUUUCAAAAGCCUACACUGCUCUUUGAAAAUAUGUCCAGGAUAUUCCUAUUUGUAACUAGUUUUGCAAGGCUUGAAAGCCCAGUGAAACUAGGUGUGGUGACACACACUUUGAAUCCCAGCACUUGGGAGGCUGAGGUAAGAGGAUCACCUUGAGUUUGAGGUCAGCCUGGGCUUCAGAGUGAGCACCAAGUCAGCCUAGGCUAGAGUGAGUUCCUGCCUCCAAAGAAUUAAAAAUGCUUAGUGAAAUUCUCUGAAGGCCACAGGCUAUUCAUUUACUUGGACCAUUUUUGUGUAUAAAGAUGUAUGAGGGUAAAGAAUGAACUCAGUUAAAAGCCUCAAAUGAGAAAAUGAUUAGUUGUUUUGGUGGGAUUAUACUUACCAGUGAUGAGUAUAGUGAUGAGGAGGGAUGUAGAAAAAUACAAUCUGUAAAAUUGUGACUUGAGGCACUGCUGUAGGAAGUUGACAGGGAUCUAGGACUAUGUCUUGGUAACUGUAUUUCCUAAAAAUAAUAAACUAAUACUAAAGAGUG